Lynx canadensis (Canada lynx) is the source of this 2221-nucleotide messenger RNA. RefSeq names its product serine/arginine repetitive matrix 5 (gene SRRM5). Lineage: Eukaryota; Metazoa; Chordata; Mammalia; Carnivora; Felidae. The record is from RefSeq and is a predicted model, not a curated record. The coding region runs from base 212 to 2221 and encodes 669 amino acids. The transcript is spliced from 2 exons.
UAUCCUGACCACCUGGAUAGUGACCUGGAGACUCCGGGAAGGCAGGACCUGGGUCUGACCCAUCUCCAUGUCCCCAGCAACGCUGCAUCCCCAGUCAGCCUCAGAAGAUACUCGCUGAAUGGCGGCCAAACAUGGAGGCAACCCCUCUGGCCUUCACCCCUCUUUCUCCUCCUACCACUGACUUCACACCACCCACCCUCCAGGGGCUUCAAUGCCCACUAUGACUUCAUGCAGCUGGCCUGUGAGAGGCAGUCAGGUGGUUGUCCACGGCUACCGGUCUUUGAUGUCCACUGUGACUUUCAGGAUCACAAGCCCUUUUGUACCUACCAUGCCUUCUCCACCCAUGAGACCCUCAAAGCCCAGCACGUCUCCAGCAUCCACUGGACCCUCGAUGUGCCCCGUGCCUCCCAAGCCUCCGGCCUCCUUGAAGACCACCAAAUCGGCAAAGCCCAACAGUGCUUCAGUGCCCACCAAGCCAUCAACAGCCCCUAACUCGGUCACAAGCCCAAGCAGUUCUAGGUCUCCCAAGUGGGCAAGUACGAAGACAGCUGCUUCUAAACAGUCCAGCAGCAAGUCCCGAGCCCGCAAUGGGACAAGAACACCCAGCAAAGCCAGCACCGACACCAGGGUGAGGAAGGCCAGCACCGACACCAGGGCGAGGAAGGCCAGCACCGACACCAGGGCGAGGAAGGCCAGCACCGACACCAGGGCGAGGAAGGCCAGCACCGACACCAGGGCGAGGAAGGCCAGCACCGACACCAGGGCGAGGGAGGCCAGCACCGACACCAGGGCGAGCGAGGCCAGCACCGACACCAAGGCCAGCAAGGUCAGUGGGGUAAGACUCCACCAGCGGAGGGGCACACACAGCCGGGGCAGAACUCCCAGAAGAAGGGGAAGCCGCAGCUCCAAGAGGUCACCCAGCAGAGCCAGCACUACCAGCAGGAUGAGAACUCAUGGUGCCACCCCAAGUGUGCCCAACAGGAUGAGAACUCCUACUUCCCAGAAAAAACAGAGUGGGAGCAAGAGUUGCAGCCGGCCUAGAAACAACAACCGAGAAAGAAAUAAGAGCCAGCUUAGAAGUGUGAGCAGAGAGAAGAGUUACAGCCCACCAGGAGCCUCAGGCAUGGGGAAGAGUUCUGGGCUGGCUAUAACCCCAAGUAGGGCAAAGAGUUAUAGCCCCGCUGGAACUCCCUUCAAGGAGAGAGGUUCCAGCCAGUCUCCAUCAACAUCAAGGAGGGUAAAGAGUUAUAGUCAGACGGUCACCCCUGGCAGGGAAUGGAGUUACAGCCCAAGUGAAGUAUCUAGCAGGCUCAAGAGUUACAACCAGGAUACUGCACCCAGCAGGACCCAGGGUCACAGCCGGUCUAGCACCCCCGGCAGGAACCAGAGUCAGAGCCAGUCUAGCACCCCCAGCAGGACCCGAAGUGAGAGCCCGUCUAGCACCCCCAGCAGGACCCGAAGUGAGAGCUGGUCUAGAAUGCCCAGAAGGGCAAGAAGUCAUAGUAUGGUGAGAAGUCACAGUUGGAAGAGAAGUCACAGUAGAGCACGAAGUCGCACCCGGAAAGGAACUCCCAGUCAGAUGAGAAGACACAGCCAAUCUAGAAUCCACAGCAAGGGGGGAAACUAUAACCAAUAUAGAAUGCCCAGAAGGGAAAGAAGCCCCAGCCAGGAGAGAGAUCACAGACGAUCGAGAACAGUCAGCCAGGAGAGAAGUCAUAGCCCAUCUGGAACCUCCCACAAAGAAAGAGAUCACAGCCGAUCUAGAACUUCCAGCAGUGAAAGAGAGCACAGCCAAACCAGAACCCCCAGAAAAGAGAGAAACCACAGCCAACUCAGAACCCCUAGAAAUGAGAGAGAUCACAGCCAAUUCAGAACCUUCAGAAAAGAAAGAGAUUGCAGCCAAUCCAGAGAGGAGAGAGGUCACAGCCAAUCUAGAACCCCCAGCAACGAAAGAGACCACAGCCGAUCUAGAACCCCUAAUAAGAAGAGCAAUCCUGGCCAAUCUACAACCCCCAAAAGUCUCAGCCAGAAGGAUUCCACUAGCAGGGCACAUAGUCCCAGUCAGAACAGAACACCUAGCAAGACAAGGUGCCCUUCCCCCUCCAGAUUUCUCAGUGGAGCCCCAAUUCCAAACCAGGAUGAUAUUCAAGGUAACGCCGCCAUCUCUAAGGCUGCCUCACCUGGAGAGAGGUCCUCAUCGUCUUCUUCCAAGCUGGCAUAG